Messenger RNA from Fusarium venenatum, 1149 nucleotides. RefSeq names its product origin recognition complex, subunit 6. Gene Ontology annotation, cellular component: nuclear origin of replication recognition complex. Gene Ontology annotation, biological process: DNA replication. Gene Ontology annotation, molecular function: DNA binding. NCBI's taxonomy places the organism in Eukaryota, Fungi, Ascomycota, Sordariomycetes, Hypocreales, Nectriaceae. The record is from RefSeq and is a predicted model, not a curated record.
AUGAGUCGUCAGAUUGAGCAGGCUUUGCUUUCAUUGAUGCCAACAUAUGGCUCCGAUUUACCACCAUCACUUGUAGAGCUUGCAGGUUCUUUGCUUGCUCAGUCUCGACAUCGAGCGAGCGCUCUCAAGACGGAAGAGGAGAUUGCAAGAUUAUAUGCUUGCGCAAACAUUGCUUGCGAUCGUUUAAAAAUUACCCUUGACCUUCCACCUAUCGAGCCUCGACCACCGAUCCCACCCCGUAUUUACGACCGUCUCUACGCUCAUCUUGACAACAUUCUGCCAAAUAGCGCUUCGACCCCUGGCCGAGCCGCUGCGGGAAGGAGAACACCAAGUUCAAGGUUUCGCAAUGCUGGCGAUUCACCUGCUGAUGGGUCACGACCACUACCAUCAAGAGGAACACCUACGAAAGAACAAAGCCUCGCACAGUUCAGAACGCCUUCAAAGGGGGCAAGUGGAACUUCGACAAAAUCCACAAGCAAGACACAAACCUUUAGGGGUGUCAAUCUUCAUGGAUGGAUUCAGCCAGUGACAAGAUGGGUAUGCGAAGAAACGAGCCACAAGAAACUCGCCCCUACGAUUCUUGCUGGUCUGGAAACUAUAGUUACACCAGAAGGUCGUAGAACAGAAGAUGAAUGGGUGCUGCAGAAUGUCACAGCCUUGUUCGCCGCAAUCUACUUCUUCGUAACCAUGCGCGUCAAGGCUCUUGCAUCAGGAGAAGGUAUUGACCGAGAAGGAUAUGUACCUCUAAGAAAGGAGAUCCUUACUUUACUCACCAAAGCACGGCGGGAGGUCGACGUUAAGGGGUUAUCAGAGGAGGAUGCUUGGGAAGAUUGGACAAAUAUCAAGUCGAAGGACUUUGAUGAUGCAGUUGCCAAAGUCAACGAGCGAUCAUGGCUCACUGGCGAUUGGUAUCAAGGGAUUGCAGACGUCGUCAAGCUGACCCAAAGAGGCCACCUUGAGGAUGUUGCGAUGCUCGACGAAGAGACUAUGCCAAAGAUGCAAGUCAAAAAGGCAGACACCAUGUUUCAGGACAAAUACGACUUUCUCAGCGAUGCCAAACGAACGGAAUACAUGCGCUGGGAGAAGGAUAUUUACGCCAAAAUUGCUUUAUCAACAACGGGCGCUGCUAUGGAAGUAGAUACACAAUGA